AUAUAAAAAUAAAAUAAAAUAUAAUUGAGCUGAUACAUUUGUCACUUCUCCACUCAACCCGUCCUUGAACUCACUGUCUCCCUCCACCAUUGUUCUAUAUUGUAACAUUCUUGCAUCACUCGUUGUCCUUUUCUCCAUUUUUUAUUUUAUUAUUUAUUUAUUUAUUUCCAUUUGUUUAAUAUUCAAGUUUCUACCAAAAUGGCUUCCAUUUGUUCAUUCUUCUGCGACUCAGUCGUUCUUAUUUUUUUCUCAACAAGAUUUCAAACUUCUGUACUGGGUUUUCGAGAUCAUGCUCUAAUUUCAACCUUAAUCACUUGUUAUGCAAUAAUCUUGAACAAAAGGGGCUGUCUCUUUGCCACGUGGCUUCUGUUGGUUCAGUUCAGUUUUGCGAGUCCUGAUGAACAAGAAGCUGAGUAGAAAGGCACAAGUGAGUGAGGUCUAAAAAUCGAGUCUUUAAAAAUGGCAAUGUCGUUGGAGGACCUUUUGGCUGAAGAAGGUUUCAAGCGAAGAAACGCGAAAAUAAAUCCCCGUGUCUCGUUUGCUUCAGAAGGGAGAGGUGGUAAACAACACGAACCCGUGAAAAGGACAGAAAGGACGAAAUCCGAUAUACCUCGAUAUUCCUCGAAACCGGAAUUCGCAACGAGUAGCACCUUCAAAAAUCGAAAGCCAAGAGAUAAUUAUAACAAUAAUAACAACAAUAAUCUUAGUCGGCUGCAGAAAGUAGAAUCGGGUUCUCAAAACAGAACUAGUGUCAGAUACGAAACGAGAGCCCAUCGAGUUUCUGAGAUAACCGAGGUGGAUCGAAGCGACGAGAUUGCUGAGGUGGCAAUCAACCGGUCGUAUAAGGAUGUAUACUCGAAUAAAGUUUAUGCUCAAGAGGGAAUUACGAAAAAUAGGAACAGCAGCUCGUUCAAGCAUGCGCCACCUCAGAUAUCCGAUAACAGAUCGGAUAGUAAAAUAUCCGAGAAUGAAAAUAUUUUCGAUACUCCUUCUAUAGAUGAAGCUGCGGUUAAAGCAAUAAUCUCGAUCUUGAGUGGCCAUAUCAAACGUUUCGUCACGGACGAGGAGUUUCGAACCUCGCUCCAUCACAAGACUUUCGCCUCGUUGAAUUUUAUCGGAUUAAACGAAGGCCUGAGCACCGAAAGCAAAGUGGUGGAAAAUCUCGAACAAGCUAUAGAAAUCGUCGAACGAGCCGCAGAGGAGAUCGCGACCUUGAAAGAACUGAAACGGGCUUCGUUGCAGCUCAGCGUUAUUACGGGACUGAAUUCAGACGAUUUGAGAGACGGAUUCACGUCGGGAAUUGCGAAUUUCAAACUAUCGGCGUGUGCUCAUCUCUACUUGAGUGUAGUAUUUACGAUACAGAAUAAAGACAGGAUUUCGGCUAAGCAUUUACUUCAGGUGUUCUGCGAUUCGCCUCUCCAGGCUCGUACAUCUUUGCUUCCCGAUUUGUGGGACCGUUUGUUUCUACCGCAUUUAUCGCAUUUGAAAAUCUGGUACGAGAAAGAAACUCGUUCCGUAACAGACUCGCCCACGAAUCUCAAGAUUCUUGAAAAAGCGUACAACGAGUGCCUCGAUUCGGGUACUUAUAGCUUUGCAAAGUACUACAAAGAUUGGAUAACCGAGGGGGCGGAAACCCCCUCUGCCCCUGUGAUAAAAAUCCCGUCUUUGUCCUUUCGACUGAUGCCGAGAGGUGGCUUGUACGGCCAUGCAAGCAGUCCCGCUAGUCACGUCUCGCCUCAGACAAUGGUCAGUAAGAAAUUGUACGACGAAGUGUUUAGACAUUCGCGUAAAUCGGGAACUGACUCGGAAGUUUCUAGAAGCUCCGAUAGUCCAGCUGCAGAAGACAAACAACUGAUAUUGUACUCCCUCAAAUCUUCUGCUGAUAAUUUGCCCGAGGAUCCGGAAAACCCGAUGUUUGAACUGAAACAAAUCGAACCGGAACCUUCUAUCCAAGAAAAUCACGAGAAUUACGAAAAACCACAUUCUGUAAACAGCAUGCCCGAAGAUUUUUUAUGUCCGUUAACGGGGCUUCUUUUCGAAGAACCGGUGACUCUCGAGACCGGUCAAACAUUCGAGCGAGAAUCCAUCAUCGACUGGUUUAAUAAAGGAUUCUUAACUUGUCCAGUCACCCGAAAAACACUACGAUCUCGAGCAGCGCCACCUGUCAAUCUCAUACUGAAGCGCGUUAUCGACAAAUGGAAGACAGAUCAUUUCGAGCAUCUAUUCACUCUACUCUCUCGAGAAGAAUCCGACGAAAGUACGACCGUUUGCAUUAUACAGCAACUUCUCGGUGUUUUUAGUAAAGACGAGAGAAUAAUCAAUGCAAGAAGAAUCAUAUCUUCCGGAGGGCUUCAGUUUCUCAUGAGAAGAUUCGACUCUGCGAGAAAAGCAGAAGAUAAAUCGUCUAUAUUACCGUUACUGUUAUUCUGUAUCGAAGCUGACGUGGCGUCCAGGAAUAUAAUCGCUCGGAACAUAAACCGGUGGAAUCUUCUAGAACUACUUCACACCGAGCAUAUUAAAUCUAGAACGAAUGCCGUUCUUUUGCUGAUGGAACUAAUUUGCUUGAACAGGAGGAACGAGGCGAAAUGUUUUUUCGGAGGUCUUUGUGAAGAAGAUAUUAUAAGCGCAAUGGAUGAUUUGCUCGUGUAUUUACAGACUUGUCCGUUCGAACAGACACCUCGAGUUGCGGUUGUGCUCCUGCAUUUUGAUAUUCUGUCGGAAAUCGAGACGAGCAAUGUGUACAGACAGGAGGCUGUUGACUCAAUCACAAUCGCUAUCGAAAGAAGCUUAUCGGAUGGAAACAUCCGGAAGGAAUGUUCUAGAUCUCUCCUAAUACUCGGAGGCUUCUUCUCUUCUUCGGGCAAACUUAUGACAGAGGAUUGGAUUCUUAAACUAGCCGGUUUUCUUAAUGGACCCGACUCGGAUAUAGCUGAAGAUGAAGGUAACGAUAUAACUGUUGAUGCAACGGUGGAUUUUUUUUGCGAAGAAGGAGAAGAAGAAAAUGAGAGGGAGAAGUGGUUGAUGAGUUUAUCGGCUUCGCUCGUUGGAGAUGGGAAGAAGUCAUUUUUGGACACACUUUCGAAGUGUUUGCUUUUAGGGAACUCGGAUUUCGCGAGGGUGUGUCUUACAACGGUGGCUUGGUUGAGCUUUUCGUUAAACGAAACGGAGUUCAGGGUUUGCGCGUUUUCGGCGCUCGUUUCUCCGUUGAAACAGUGCUUGGAGUACGGGAGGAUGGUCGAGCACAAGAUUCUUGCUUCGUUCUCUCUGCUUAAUUUCAGUUCUAUUCCAGAAUGUAGAUUACUGUUGAUGAAGAUCGGAGACGAGAUCGGCCCUUGUCUGAAAAAUCUGGCAGAAGUAACAUGGACAGCUAAAGAACUGUGCACCGUUAUUUCUCGGCAAACCAGGUAGACGAUAUUGUUACAUACAGUUAGCAGUUAGUUACACACGUUUUUUUCCGAAAGUUAGUCGUUUCGACUUCAGACAAAGAUUUGACGUUUGUUUAUCCGUCGAACAAUUGAUGUAAAUUUAAAUCAACCAAACGAAAAUUUUAUAACAGAAGAUUUCAAGCCAUAACCAUAGCUGAAACCGACGACAUUACACGACAUAACAUACAUAAAGACCCCCAAACAGACACGAAA
This is a messenger RNA of Erythranthe guttata (spotted monkey flower), 3638 nucleotides long. RefSeq names its product putative E3 ubiquitin-protein ligase LIN-1. Gene Ontology annotation, biological process: protein ubiquitination. Gene Ontology annotation, molecular function: ubiquitin-protein transferase activity. The record is from RefSeq and is a predicted model, not a curated record. Lineage: Eukaryota; Viridiplantae; Streptophyta; Magnoliopsida; Lamiales; Phrymaceae.